AUGAACAUCGUCAUCGUCGGCCACGUCGACCACGGCAAGAGCACGGUGGUGGGACGCCUGCUGCAUGACACCGGCUCGCUCCCGGACGGCAGGAUCGAGCAGGUGCGGCGCAACUGCGAGCGCUCGGGCAAGCCGUUCGAGUACGCGUUCCUGAUCGACGCGCUCCGUGACGAACAGGCGCAGGGCAUCACCAUCGACGCCGCCCGCGUGUUCUUCCGAUCCGCGCGGCGCCGCUACAUCAUCAUCGACGCGCCCGGGCACGUGGAGUUUCCUGAAGAACAUGAUCUCCGGCGCCGCCCGCGCCGAGGCGGCGAUCCUGGUGAUCGACGCCCGCGAAGGGGUGCGCGAGAACUCCCGCCGUCACGGCUUCAUGACCGCGAUGCUGGGCAUCCGGCAGAUCCUGGUGGUGGUGAACAAGAUGGAUCUGGUCGGCUACGACCAGUCGGUGUUCACGGCCAUUCACGAGGAGUACGCGGAGUUUCUCGCAGAGAUCCAGGCCACGCCGCUCGGGUUCGUCCCGGUGAGCGGGCGCCAUGGCGACAACUGGUGGCGCUCUCGCCCCGCACCCCCUGGUACACGGGGCCGCCGUUGCUGGAGCGGAUCGACGCCCUGGACUCGGCCGGCCCGGAGACCGAGCACGCGCUGCGGCUGCCGGUGCAGGAUGUCUACAAGUUCCCGGUGCGGGGGGACGACGCGCGCAUCAUCGCCGGGACCAUCACCACCGGAAGAGUGGCCGUCGGCGACACGGUGGAGUUUCUGCCUUCGGGCAAGCGGUCGCGGGUGCGCAGCAUCGAAGGCUUCGAGAUUCCGCCGACGCGCGAGGCGGCGGCCGGCGACGCCACCGGCGUCACCCUGACCGAGGAGCUGUACGUGCGGCCGGGGGAGAUGAUGUACCGGGUGGGCGAGGCGAUGCCCCGGGUGGGCACCACGUUCCGCGCCAACCUGUUCUGGCUCGACCGCAACCCGCUGGUCCGCGGCCGGCGCUACCUGCUGAAGCUGGCCAGCACGCGGGUGACCGUGCAUGUAAAGGAGAUCGUGCAGGUCCUCGACGCCGACACCCUGGAGCGCAGCAACGCGAAGCAGCACGUCGGCCGCCAUGAGGUGGCCGAGUGCGUGCUGGAGACCCACAAGCCGAUCGCCUUCGACCUGGGCAUCGACGCCGAUCUGGUCGCCACCGGCCGCUUCGUGCUGGUCGACCAGUACGAGAUCGCCGGCGGCGGCAUCAUCACCGAGUACCUGUCGGACCUGAGCGAGUCGCUGCGCGAGCACGUCCGGCGCCGCGACUACGCCUGGGUGGACGGCGCCAUCAGCGGCGGCGAACGGGCCGACCGCUACGGCCAGCGGCCGCGGCUGGUGGUGCUCACCGGCUCGGUGCAUCCGCUGCUGGUCCGGGUUGCGCGGGACGUGGAGCGCGAGCUGUUUCACGGCGGCAACAACGUCUACUACUUCGGGCUCUCCAAUCUCGCCGGCGGGCUGGACGCCGACAUCGAGCGGGAGCACCAGUCAUCCAGCGGUGAGACGCGCGACGAGAACAUCCGCAAUCUUGGUGAGAUUGCCCACUUCCUGACCGAUUCGGGCCAGAUCGUGAUCACCACGGUCGCCGAUCUCGACGGGUACGAAGCGGAGACGCUGCGCAUUCUCAAUCAACCCAACGACAUGCUGAUCGUGCGCGCGGGCGACGACCGGCACGGCGUGCAGGCCGAUCUGGUCCUGCCGCCGGAGUUGUCACCAGAGGAGGCGGCGGCGGCGGUGUGCCGCAGGCUGCGCGCGGAAGACCAAAGCGAAAGCGAGGAGGCAGACGUAUGA
Geodia barretti is the source of this 1806-nucleotide messenger RNA. The record is from the annotation of a GenBank genome assembly. Lineage: Eukaryota; Metazoa; Porifera; Demospongiae; Tetractinellida; Geodiidae.